Messenger RNA from Maniola jurtina (meadow brown), 2115 nucleotides. It is a transcript of the gene Y-b, whose product is annotated as protein yellow-like. The record is from RefSeq and is a predicted model, not a curated record. Bases 101 to 1438 code for a protein of 445 amino acids. The transcript has a single exon. Gene Ontology annotation, cellular component: extracellular region. Lineage: Eukaryota; Metazoa; Arthropoda; Insecta; Lepidoptera; Nymphalidae.
UCCGCGAGACACGUACGGCGAGGUGCACGGGCCACGGGCGUCAGUCACAUCGCUCGCGCCGGCCGUGCUACACGCAACCGAGUCGGACCCCGAACAAACCAUGAAACUAGUAGUGUUUAUCGCGAUCGUCGCUGCUGCAGCGGCACAGGACAAGCCGCCGCGCCCGCCGCAGCAUCCCGAGCAGUUCCGAGUUAUUUACGAGUGGCGGACGAUCGACUUCGAGUGGGAAUCGCCGGGAGACCGCGAGUCCUACCUCAACACCAGCCGCUACAUCCCCCAAAAUGUGCUGAUAUCAGGAAUCAACUUCUACAAAGACAAUAUAUUUUUGACGCUCCCCCGAAUGCUCAACGGCGUACCCGCUACGCUCGCCUACAUCCCAGCAUUUCAGAACGAUACAACAUCACCGAAGCUAAAACCGUUCCCCAGCUGGAAGGAUAACACCGUGGGUGAUUGUUACGCUCUUCAGUUUGUGCAAAAUAUAGAAAUUGAUCGCAACGGUAUUAUGUGGAUUCUGGAUAACGGACGAGUCGGUACUCUGACUCCAAAUCCAGAUGACAAGUGUCCGCCUUCGAUAGUGUUAAUCGAUCUCAAAACAGGCGAGAACAAAUUAGAACGCUACCCGCUGCCAGCAGACGUAGCAAACCCGAGCACGACUUACUUAAAUGAUCUGGUGGUUGAUAACCGUGAUGGUGAUUAUGCGUAUAUUACCGAUAAUAGUGCCGUGGAUCCAGGUAUCAUUGUUUUCCGACUGAGCGAUAAAAAGUCUUGGAAGUUGCGUGAUACAAAGUCAAUGUCAUCGGUUCCGGAAGCUGCAAUUUUCCGCAUCAAUGGCACUACAGUAAACCUUCCCGUAAACAUCGACGGCAUUGCCUUGGGACCACAGUUCUUAGCUGAAGAUGAGACUGUAGACCGAAAGGUUUACUACUGCCCUCUUUCUAGCUUCCACCUGUAUGCAAUCAACGCAUCUGUUCUGAGAAACGAAUCAUUGGCUCUCAAAGGAGAAGGUGCCAUACGUCCUUAUGUUGUCGAUGUUGGGAUGAAACCCUCACAAACCGACGGUAUGAAAAUGGACUCAACGGGCGCACUAUUCUUCGGACUGAUUGGUAACUCAACUAUAGCGGAAUGGAACACCACUGUCGAUUUCCGCACCGGUCAACGCACGAUCGCCCGCGAUCCAAAUUACAUCCAAUGGGUAGACCGUUUCACUUUCGACGAUCGCGGCAACCUGUACGUUAUUGUGAACAGAUUGUACAAUUUCGUGAAGAACCAAGUAUCUGUGGAGGAAGUUAAUUAUAGGAUCCUCAGAUCGCAGACUGGUCUGAAAAGUUACGUAUUCGCCGAGGAUUUGGUGCCCGCGCAGCCUCCGCACGCAGCUGCUGCCACUCCCACGCUUGCCGCGUCGUUGCUGGUGUUCGCUCUGGCACAUCUGCUCGCCUAGUGGUCGCAGAGUUUUCGGGCAUAACCUUGGCCCUGAAAGUCACCUCAUGCGACGCUCGGACUGAUGCGUGUAACAUUACCAAAUAUUAAAAGUUACCUUUGACCUCGUGGUCAUUUCAGUGAUAAUGCGCAAUGUAGAUAGCUUUGUAUAUUCUUAUAAUAUUUAUAUAUAAGUGUACGAUUAUGUUACGGUGAUUCCUGUAUACGACUUUUAUGCUGCGGGUCGUCGGCGUGAUGAAGACGAUCCGUGUCGCUGCAUGUGAAACAAAAGGUCGGGGACGCGUUGCCAAAUGCCGCGUUUCACCACUCAACAUUCCAUCUGUUAUAAGUUUACAACUUUAAAUAAACAAAGGUGCAUACGAGCUUUAUCUUUGUGCUCGUGACGCCUAUACCUACACAUAUUCUAAUCUGUAUUUUUAAGUCGAUGGCCAAUGAAUUAAUACCUAGUUAGAAUUCUUCCCGUGUAAAUCUACUCAGACAAACUGAGUUAGAAAGCUAAUUUAUUUAUAUCAUAUCAUUAUAAAUCUAGUUAUGACAGUAGAGAUAAGGCUAAGCGGUAGUAUAAAUUGAAUGUAUGAUAGACCUCAUAUUAUAAUAACUGGAUUAGAAGUGUGUUUCUUACUUACACGGUUGUGAGGCUGUGUGCGGCUGCAAAUAAACGUGUUUAUCAUAUUAUAA